This is a messenger RNA of Colius striatus (speckled mousebird), 3316 nucleotides long. RefSeq names its product R-spondin 2 (gene RSPO2). The transcript is spliced from 5 exons. The coding region runs from base 558 to 1283 and encodes 241 amino acids. The record is from RefSeq and is a predicted model, not a curated record. NCBI's taxonomy places the organism in Eukaryota, Metazoa, Chordata, Aves, Coliiformes, Coliidae.
GCCGCGCCGCGGACGGUGCGGGAAGGGGGGGGGAGGACGGCGGGGGACGGCUUCGCCCCGCCGUGCCCGCGACCUGAGCGCCUGUGGGCGGGGUGCGCCCCUGCGCCGGGAUAAAUAGCGCUUUCCCGCGGCUGACAGCCCGUCCCCGGGGCGCUGAGCAGCAGCGCUCCUCCGCCGCUCGCGGGAAGGGCCGUGGUCUCGGAGGCUGUGCUCUGGGGCCCCGCUGCUGCCCCGACCUGGGUCUUUCGUUUGUCUUUUUUUUGUUUCUCGGGGAGAGACGGCGAAGGGGGAGGACCAGGAGCCAAGUGUUUCCUCUCUCUCUUGCCCCCUCUCUCUCUGCAGCGCAGGGGAGAUGCUGGAAGCGGCUGUGAGUUUGCAGCACCCGAGAAAGGGAGCGAGAGGCGCGUGAGCUACUGCCGGUCUCCGCGGCAGCCGCUGCCCCGCGGCGCUCCGCCAGCCCCCUCCUCUCCCGGGCAGCCGCUCCUAGCCCCGCACACAGCCGGCGUUCGCCGCCCCUCGCUGCCGCCGGACCAGGCUGCCCACCCCAGCGGCUCAGGAUGCAGUUUCGCCUUUUUUCCUUUGCCUUGAUCAUCCUGAACUGUAUGGAUUACGGGCACUGCCAAGCCGGCCGCUGGAGACGCAGCAAGAGAGCUAGCUAUGGACCAAAUCCAAUUUGCAAGGGCUGUUUAUCUUGUUCAAAGGAUAAUGGGUGCAUCAGAUGCCAACACAAGUUGUUCUUCUUCCUACGAAGAGAAGGAAUGAGACAAUAUGGUGAAUGCUUGCAUUCCUGCCCAUCAGGGUACUAUGGACUCCGAACGCCAGAUAUGAACAGAUGUUCAAGAUGCAGAAUAGAAAACUGCGACUCCUGCUUUAGCCGAGAUUUUUGUACCAAAUGCAAAACUGGCUUUUACUCGCACAGAGGCCGCUGCUUCCGAGGAUGCCCCCCUGGAUUUGCAGCCUUGGAAGAGCUUAUGGAAUGUGUGGAAGGUUGUGAAGUGGGUCAGUGGAGUGAGUGGGGAACUUGCAGCAGAAAUAACAAAACAUGUGGAUUUAAGUGGGGCCUGGAAACGAGAACAAGACAAAUUGUGAAGAAGCCAGCGAAAGACACGAUACAGUGCCCAACCAUUGCAGAAUCCAGACGGUGUAAAAUGGCCAUGAGACAUUGUCCUGGAGGAAGAAGGCCGGCAAAAACAAAGGACAAGAAAAAGAAGAAAAAUAAUUUGAUGGAAAGGGCUCAGAAGCAGCACAGCAUCUUUUUAGCAACAGAUAAAACAAGCCAGUAAAGACUUGAUUUUCUUUAAUAUAUAUUUUUGCAAAGUGCACAAAAGCUGCUAUAUGCUCCUGCCCGUGGAUGCACUAUGAUUCAGCUGCUUUGACAGUAUUGGUGGCAAAUAACUUGUGAAAAAAAAAAGCCCACAAGCCUGUUUGUUUUAUUUAUUUUAUUUUUUUAUUAUUUUUUCCUCUCAUUUUUGACCUGAAGACUUCAAGGUCAGAAGUGCACUGAGUUGAAUCAGUGGAAGUGGUGCUGAAGUGCGUCAAAAAUUUUGUCCUGAAUGCCUGGUCAACAUGUUGACACAGAAAGGAAGCAGGAAAGAAACAUAGGUAUCACCAUUAGAUGGACUUGUGCAUAUUUAAAUAAUAAUUAAAAAAAGAAGUCUUGGAAGGUGUAGGUACUAUUACAUUUAUGGCCUUUGUUUCCUGUAUCUGUACAUUUCAAGAGUAAAUGGGUAUGAUUUACCUACUUAGUGUUAAUGUACAUUGUUCUCAGCACCUGCUACAUUGGAACAGUUGUAUAAUAAAACUGCUUUAAGACAAUAUACCACAGGAAUUACUGCUUAGUCUUACAGAAGCACAACAGUCUCUGUGUACAUAUUACUCUGUCUACAUAUAAAUGAACGUAUUUACUGUGCAUCUAUGCAUUUUUAUGUACAAUACUUUAUACAAGUUUAAAGUUAUGCCCUGUUGGUUCUACUAAUAUACUUUAAAAUAAUCCGGUAAAUGUUUACUUUUUACUACAUUUUAAAUGUCUUCUCCUAUUUCCCAAUAGUUGCAAACUGGAUUUUUUUUUUUCCUCAUUUGUAAAGCACAUUCAGAUGGCUAAACUACCUUGUACUGACUCUUGCAGUGGAGUGUCAGCUCUGAAGUGUACUUGCUAGACUAGUAAACUGCGAAUCUUUUUUGCUAUUCUGUACUCCUAUCUCAGCCUCACUGCAUUUUGUCUCAGAAAAAGAAGUGUAACUUUUUUUUUUUUUUAAGAUGAGGCAAAAUGACAAUAGUUGUUUUGAGUGUCAGGAGAGAAAUUAUAUGGAAAGUUCUUGGUAUCUAAGAUUGUAUGAGUAGUUGUUUCGAUUUGGGUUUCUUUUUUUCAAAUAUAAUGCUGUGUUUUAUUUCUGUUAGUUCUGAUCCAAGUCAAAUUCAGCAAAUACUUGAAAACGGGAGAAACAAAAUAAAAAGCUAUGUGAGAUCAGUCAUUCAAAAGUACAGCAAACACCAAUGUUCCAGUAUUGUCAGUUAUUUGUAGGGGUUUAGCAAAUUUGAUCUGCAACUGGUGUUUGUUUUCAGGGGUUUUUUGGGAGAAGUGGUGAGAAUCUUUUGUGUAGGAAGUUAAAAAGGCUCAGGAUGUGUAAUUUGGUAAUCUAUCAUUAUUUGGCUUGCAUUCAAAGAGAUUUCUGAAUAUCUGAUGAGAAAAGCCCACACUAAAAUGGUUGUCAUUGAUGUUGUCACUUAGAGGAGUUAUUCCAGUUCUAGGACUAAAACUUGCGUGUGACCUACACAAAGCAAGGAAAAAGUAAAAAAGACCCUGAACCCCUAUAGGACUCUUUUUGACAUAUAUUUCAGAAAAAUUCACAAAUAUCAGUUUUAAUUUUAUGGUUAUGUAGUUAUAAACUAGAGAAAUAAAGCAUCUGUUAAGCACAAAUAUAUCUGUAUUUAGCUAGGACAAACACUACUACAAAAAUGUGCAGUACUUAGGCACAUUUGAAUGUUCCAUGAAACCACUUGUGGACUUCCAAGUCCACCAAGAGGUUUUCACCAUCUUUUAUUUAGAAUAUUUUUAUAUUUAUCUACAACAUAAUAAUGUUAAGGACAUUAAGAUUGUUCUGAUCCUGGGCUGCUAUUUUGGACAUUAAACGCUCACUUUAAAAAAACCCCAAAUCUGACAUCAGGGCUAUAGGAAUUGCAGCUGCCUGUUUGCUUAUUGGUUAUCAAAUUUGGUUAAGUGUGGUGAAUGCCCUCAUACAAUCCUUUUAGUAGUGGUUAAAAAUAUUGUAUUAGGCAUGCCAUGAAAACAAUGCUACAAAAGACAAUAAAAUGGUGU